Saccostrea echinata is the source of this 3566-nucleotide messenger RNA. RefSeq names its product serine/threonine-protein kinase mig-15-like. Gene Ontology annotation, molecular function: MAP kinase kinase kinase kinase activity; ATP binding. The transcript has 35 exons. Gene Ontology annotation, biological process: protein phosphorylation. The record is from RefSeq and is a predicted model, not a curated record. Lineage: Eukaryota; Metazoa; Mollusca; Bivalvia; Ostreida; Ostreidae. The coding region runs from base 246 to 3398 and encodes 1050 amino acids.
UAGACUGAUAUCCCACAAUGCACUGAUCUGUCACUCGCAUGUGUAAAUAUAGCGGAACAGUUCCAAGUUUGGAAACUUUUUCUGAUGCAUGCAGCCAUUUGCAUGAUGAUCUCUCAAUUUAAAACAGAAAACAGUCUCCAAACGACGAUUAUUUAUUGUUAAAAAAUCGGUAUUGACCCGUGGUGUGGUUCUCGUGGGCGCAAAGUUGAAGAGGAAGUGAAGUUUUUCAAUGAAUCAAAUCCAAGAUGGCUUCCACUAACGUUAGUUUGGACGACAUAGACUUGUCGAGUUUGAGGGACCCAGCAGGAAUAUUUGAUCUGAUUGAAGUUGUUGGAAAUGGAACUUAUGGCCAAGUAUACAAGGGGAGGCACACAAAGACGGGACAGCUGGCAGCCAUUAAAGUGAUGAAUGUCACCGAGGAUGAAGAAGAGGAAAUUAAACUAGAAAUAAAUGUCCUCAAGAAGUUUUCUAACCACAGAAACAUUGCCACGUAUUAUGGAGCAUUUAUCAAGAAAAGUCCUCCAGGAAAAGAUGAUCAAUUAUGGCUGGUUAUGGAGUUCUGUGGAGCGGGUUCAGUGACAGAUCUGGUCAAAGCCACAAAAGGAAGCAGUUUAAAGGAAGAAUGGAUUGCGUAUAUUGGCAGAGAGAUGUUACGGGGUCUUGCACAUUUACACAGCAAUAAAGUAAUACACAGAGACAUCAAAGGACAAAACGUUUUACUGACUGACAAUGCUGAAGUCAAACUAGUUGAUUUUGGAGUCAGUGCCCAGUUAGAUAAAACCAUUGGCAGAAGGAACACCUUUAUAGGGACACCCUACUGGAUGGCCCCUGAGGUGAUUGCUUGUGAUGAGAACCCAGAUGCUACGUAUGACAACAGGAGUGACCUUUGGUCUCUAGGUAUAACAGCAAUAGAGAUGGCAGAGGGAAAACCACCGCUGUGUGAUAUGCAUCCCAUGAGGGCUCUCUUCCUCAUUCCCAGGAACGCUCCACCGAGAUUAAAAUCAAACAAAUGGUCCUCAAGAUUCUCAAAUUUUGUUGAGACUUGUUUACUGAAGGAUUACAUGCAUCGGCCAAAUACAGAAACAUUACUUAAACAUCCAUUCAUAAAGGACCAACCCACGGAGCGACAGGUCCGAAUUCAGCUAAAGGACCACAUAGACAGGCACCGCAAAAAGAGACCGGAUGACGAGGACAACAUGACGGAGUGGGUACCCAGUGAUGUGGAGGAGGAGGAGGAAACAAACAUGGCCGGUGAACCAAGCACGGCGAGACGUAGAGAUAGCAAGCCGGAUCCUAACAGACCAGUCUCCAUCCUCCAGAUCCCAGGGGAAUCCACACUGAAAAGAAACUUUCAGUUGAUUCAACAGCGUGAAGGUCACCCCCAGAACUCCCGCCCCGUACCCGUCCAGCAGCAAGGUCGACAGGGUCAAAGGCCAUCAAGUUCUAAACAGGGAUGGCCUGGUCCCUACCAACCUCCACAAGGUCCAGGGAGACAGCAGCAGAUAUCCAGACCACCACAGUCCAUAGUGGAGGAAGAAUCCGAGGACGUGAACCGAGACCCGGAGGCCGAGGACAAUAGUGAGUCCGGGUCAGAGGAUGAAAACUCAGAGCAAAGACCCUCAAGUAAAGCCCAAAAACCAGAGGACCUCGAUAAGUAUGCCAAACAGCUGAUAGACAUGUUUCCUGAGGAGGAGAAGGGCUCCUCAGAUGAGGAGGAGGAAGAAGUGGAAGAGGAGGUGACAAGGGACGGAACUCUUCUUGCCUCAGAACCGGCCAGACCUCUAAAAAGAACUGCUAUACCUACUGGAGGUUUUAACCAUGACACAUUAGAAACCCUGUCUUCCAUGGUCAUUCACACAGACAUUUCACCAUCACACUCCAACCAAAGCCCUGCCAACAAAGUCAGUGAGAACUCGCGUAACCGUGACAAUGAUGACGGAACCCUGGUCGUCCGAAGGAAUAAAUCAGAGAAUGUUCUUGGAGAUAAAGCACAGAGGCCCAAGCUUGGAAAGGCAAACUCCAACCCAGUGGGAAACCUAGGUCAUUCAAGUGUGCUUCCACAACCACGACACAGUGCAAGUAGUGGAGUACUUCCAGAUCUUCUUCCCCCACACACCCCACCCCAGUCACGUUCAGGCCUCACCCCCCAGAGGCCCCAGGACAAGACCACAUCAGAUGAGUAUCGUCAGGCGGUCAGUAAUACUUCUGAGGGUGGGGGAUUGAGACACCAGCCUAUGUCUUUCUCGGCCUUUGGAUUCGGUGCUUCUGAGGGUUCAACCUUAACCUCCCAGUCAUCUCGCCGCGGCUCACAGAUUAAUGUCAAUGUGGCGCCAUCACAACCCAUGACUGAAGCUCUGAGUGACACUCCAGAAAUCCGAAAAUACAAGAAAAAAUUCUCCUCAGACAUCUUGUGUGCUGCAUUAUGGGGGGUGAACUUACUCAUUGGCACAGAAAAUGGUUUAAUGCUAUUGGACAGAAGUGGUCAGGGAAAAGUUUAUACGUUGAUCUCACGUCGGAGGUUCCAGCAGAUGGAAGUGUUGGAGGGACAGAACAUUCUGGUCACGAUCUCCGGCAAGAAAAAUAAAAUACGAGUCUACUACCUGUCAUGGCUGAACAAUAAAAUCUUCAAAAAGGAAGCAAAUGACAGAAGAAAUGGCUGGGUAAAUGUCGGAGAACUGGAGGGAUGUGUCCAUUUCAAAAUAGUGAAGUAUGAGAAGAUUAAGUUCCUUGUGAUAGCCCUACAGGAGAGUAUAGAGAUCUACGCCUGGGCCCCCAAACCUUACCACAAAUUCAUGGCUUUUAAGUCUUUCACUGAUCUAGUCCACAAACCAUUGAUUGUUGACCUUACAGUAGAAGAAGGUCAAAGGUUAAAGGUUCUUUAUGGUUCCCGUAGUGGUUUCCAUGGCAUUGAUGUGGAUGAAAUGCUGGCGUAUGACCUGUACAUUCCCACACAUUUUCGCAGUCACCCCCAGUCCCCGCCCCAAUCGGGUAUUUCCUCAUUUUACGCCCACCAGACUCAAGGCCCCAUCCUGCCACACACUAUCGUUAUUUUACCUGACACCAACGGAAUGGAGCUCCUCUGCUGUUACGAUAAUGAGGGAGUUUAUGUGAACUCCAGCGGCAGAGUCACUAAGAAUGUCAUUGUACAAUGGGGAGAAAUGCCCACAUCUGUUGCCUACAUCAGCACUGGUCAGCUGAUGGGGUGGGGAAACAAAGCCAUCGAGAUACGAGCAGCCGAGACUGGACACCUAGAUGGAGUGUUUAUGCACAAGAAAGCUCAGAAACUCAAGUUCCUGUGUGAGAGAAAUGAUAAAGUCUUUUUUUCAUCAAUGAGGUCGGGCUCAAGCUGCCAGAUUUAUUUCAUGACUCUGAACAAACCAGGACUGGCCAACUGGUGAAACUGUUACCAUGGAGAUAUUUAAAUUUCUCAGGGUAUCGAGAAAUACACCAAUGGGAAAGGAGCUAGGGUUACCAUGGCAACAUAAAUAUGUUAUGAGUAACAGUUACACAAUUGUAAUUAUGGACUAUUAGAAAAUUUGGAAAUUGAUGAGGCUAUGUUUAGAUCU